Messenger RNA from Arachis duranensis, 347 nucleotides. Its product is annotated as ribulose bisphosphate carboxylase large chain-like. NCBI's taxonomy places the organism in Eukaryota, Viridiplantae, Streptophyta, Magnoliopsida, Fabales, Fabaceae. The transcript has a single exon. Bases 18 to 287 code for a protein of 89 amino acids. Gene Ontology annotation, molecular function: ribulose-bisphosphate carboxylase activity; magnesium ion binding. The record is from RefSeq and is a predicted model, not a curated record.
GUAUUCACGUUUGCCAUAUGCCUGCUAUGACCGAGAUCUUUGGAGAUGAUUCCGUACUCCAAUUCGGUGGUGGAACCUUAGGGCAUCCUUGGGGAAAUGCACCAGGUGCCGUAGCUAAUCGAGUAGCUCUCGAAGCAUGUGUACAGGCUCGGAAUGAGGGUCGUGAUCUUGCUCGUGAGGGUAAUGAAAUCAUCCGUGAGGCGAGCAAAUGGAGUCCUGAAUUAGCUGCUGCUUGUGAAGUAUGGAAGGCGAUCAAAUUUGAAUUCCCAGCAAUGGAUACUUUGUAAUCCGGUGGUUACUGUUCGUUCUAGAUAAUUGCAAUUAAACUCGGCUCAAUCUUCAAAAAA